Molecule: messenger RNA, 1500 nt
Organism: Closterium sp. Naga37s-1
Lineage: Eukaryota; Viridiplantae; Streptophyta; Zygnematophyceae; Desmidiales; Closteriaceae
Source: the annotation of a GenBank genome assembly
AUGCCCACUGGAGAGCCCGCUCCAUCUGAUGGCGCGAGAAACGGCCUCUCCGUGCUGGGCGUUUUACCACGCCUUAGCGAGAACUACGCCGUACCCAUCGCACAGCUGCCUACUCGUGAGCCGUCACCAGAAUGUGUGGUAGGAACGGUCUAUCCGUUCGAGCUGCCAGACUCACCCACGGCGUGGGAGCCACAUCCCGACAUAGAGUUAGUUCGCGGAGGUGGCGAAGGCUCGUCAAAGCCUCCUACCGCUUCGCCUUCGACUGUCAGCACCGCGCCCGUAAAGCGACCGCGCCCGGGAACUACGUACAAGCAGCAGACGCUGUGGGGCGCCCCUCCUCCCCGCGACUCUACUUCAAACAAGCGACCUGCUCCUUCGGCCGAUCCGAAGCCUCCCACCGCUCUGGCGGAUGCUGAGUACGAGUCGGUGAAGAAGACGUUUGAGGGUCAGUGGCAAGGUGCUUUCAAAUGGUUGCGUUUGCUCCGCAUGUCUAACGGUCGUCCGUCUUUGAAGUGUGCUAUUUGUGUGAAGCACGGAGAUCCCUUAGCGCAUACCGCGUACGGGCCCAAGGGUGAGGGUGCGCGGGAUCUCCAGAUCGGCAGCAUCCGUACUCACUCCGCGACCCGUGCACACAAGAACGCGGUGGAGAAUCAGGAGAAGGCAGAGGCGGGGGAGGCACUCGCUGCUAGUGAUGCUGCUGAAGAGGUACCUGAGCUGCUAAUGAUUGACGACGUCGUGCGCGCCUUCGCUGACCACAUCGGCCGCAGCAGCGUUGACUACCAGAAUUUUCAAGAGAUGCAGCGGAUCUUCUGUCAGACAAAUCUAGAGGCGCAGGGGAUUAGCGAUACCCGCUGGCUCGCCCAUGGUGAAGCGAUCCAGCGCCUGCUCGACGUGCUCCCUGUGGCCAUAGUGGUGCUGAAGGAUUACAAGGCGGACCUGUACGAGGUGGUUACCUCGUUCAAGUUCCACUGGCUCAUCCGCUUUCUUGCGGAUGUGCUGUGGGAACUUAACUGCCUCAACCAGCGCUUCCAGCAGCGGCAGGUAAGCGCCUUUGUCGCUGUCUUUUAUGUUGUUGCAAGCCUUUUCGUGCACCACCUAACUCCUUGUCAUGCCCUUGUGCAGGUGGACGUUACCCUUGUUGCGCACAUCGUCCAGCAGACAAGGAUGCGUCUGAAGACGCGGUAUUCCCUCCGCGACCCUUCACACGAUUUCGGCAGCGGGGAGAAAAUGCAGCUUCCCCAGUUCAUUCACAAGCACCAGGCGAAGGAUAAGCGCGAGAUGAAGGCGGAGGGCAUAGACGGGGACGGGAAUCCCGUCACGUUUGAAUUCACACUGCACGAGCGCCCGCAGCCAGGACAUGAAACGGAUGGCGAUGUCCAGGCGUGCGUCGAGCUGUCGAUCAAGUACGCCCGCGCCAUUGACAAAGAACUGGAGUGGCGGAUGCGCGAUCUGCAGCUGCUGGAAGCUUUCACCCCAACCCCGCCCCUCCACAGGGUUUGA